Molecule: messenger RNA, 258 nt
Organism: Suillus subaureus
Lineage: Eukaryota; Fungi; Basidiomycota; Agaricomycetes; Boletales; Suillaceae
Exons: 1
Source: RefSeq, a predicted model, not a curated record
ACACCAACGGCUGCUACCUACAGUGAUCCGGCAUCGAGCAUGGAAACGUCCGCAUCUUCGCCUACAGGAGUCAUCGUCCAGCCUGGCAAGAAGAAAAGAACACCAACGAAUCCCAACAAUAUUUUCAAGCCCAGUUCGGACUCGACGACAGCGCGUAAUCUCUGUGGUAUUGAAUGGCAGGCUGAGCACAAGACAGGUACUAUUGCCGAGUUCGCCGCGUACUGGAACAGCCUUACGGCCGAGCAGAAGGAGUCCUAU